AUGGAUCAUAAUGCCCCUCCUCCAUAUAGCGAAACCGAUAUCUUUUCAAAUACCAAUACUACGAUCCCAACACCCACAACGACAGAAGCAGAUGAUGCAUCUAGAUUGAAUGGAAGAGUCCGAUCAGAUUCAUCGUCUACUGAAAAUUCGUUAAUAUAUACUCCUCCUUACUCACCGAUCGAGCCUGAUGAUCAAUACUCGAAAAAUGAUCCCAGAAAUUUAUCUCCUCACAACUACUUCGAGUCACGACCAUCACCGCUGCAAUCUUCGGCUCCCAGAAUUACUCAGCAUGAAAUAUGUGUUACUCCGAGCAGUGCUCCAGAUGAUAUUCCCAUCCCAUCUUCCGCGCCAGACUUUGGCAUCACACAGCAAGAUUGGUCAACCUUUGUAAACUACUUACUACCCAACCAUACCCUCAAUGUCAACAAGGACAUUGCCGACCGCAAACUCAAAGCUGAAUUGAUUGACGAGCGUAUGCAUAGACUUACGCUUGAUGAACAUGAUUAUUCUAGACUUGACAUGAAUGAAGUUCGAGCUCAGUUUCGUCCGCUUCGUCAAUCCGUCACGGUAUCCAAUACGGAUUGGAUAGGAAAGGUAGAUGAAGUGAUCCAAACCUGGAAUUCAGGGUUCUUUCUUCCUCGUGGAUUGGAGAUUCGUUGCAUUGAUACGGAACAGCCUCAAUUAUUUCAGGAUAGAGACAAUAACAUGCCUGGUUCUUGGAUACCAGAUGAAGAAGAAGAGUCGCGCAUUCCCGAGCGAAAUCGAGGUCGGAGAUGUUUUUUGAGUCGUUAUUCUAUGUCUGGUCAAGGGGCUCGGGGCUUUAGAUUAGGUUCUAUGGUUGCGGAUGAUGAGGGAUUUAGAAUUGGAAGGAAUGGUAUUGUGGCCGACUCGAAUGGUUUGCGCAUUGGUAAUAUGUUUGUUGCUGAUAACAAGGGGUUGCGAGUUGGUGGGAGUCAAGGUAUUGUAGCUGAUGAGCAUGGAGUUAGUAUUGGCGGUCGUGGAUUCGGAGGGAGAAGGAGAGGAGGUGUGAAUGCACCGGAGACUAAUCGAGGGCGGGAACAAGAGCCAGAAGAGUGGCAUGGGAUGAACGUGUGGGGAAAGGGGGUGUUGCACUCGCGAGAGGCUAGCUGGAGAUGUGCAGAAACCCCAGAAGGACGGUAUGAAAGAAGAGGAAGAGGAAGAGGCGGUCUACACACGCAGGAUCCCCACAGAGGAGGAAGACAUGAAUCCGAAGGGUAUCACCGUGGUCGCUCACAAUUCCAUCACGAUCUCCACGAAAGAAAACCAAGAGAUCAUUCCUCUUCAUCCUCAUCAUCUUCAUCCAGCUCCUCCAGUUCCUCCUCUUCAACAUCUCUCGCUUCCCUCCCCUCCCCCGACCAUCUCCCCGACCACCAACUCCCCGCUGCCAAAGAAUCCCUACUAGCAUGGCUCCACCAUCCCGAAUAUCCCAUGACGCAACAAGCCAUUCAAAAAUUAAAACACGACCUCCAAUCCGCGAAGAAGAACAAGAACAAAAACAAAAAGAAUCCCAAUCCCAACAUCACCGAUUUCACACGUAACCAAGACCUCGCCACCCUCCGCAAAGAAGUCGCAGAUCUCCUCCGAAAAUUCAACGACGAGCAGAAAUCUCAAAAAACCAUUCGCAAGAUUCUGCGCAAGGAACAGCGAGGAUUGAAGAAAGCACAUAGGAAAGAACGAAAGAACAUACGCAAAGCGGGGCGAAAAGGCGCGAAGAAAGAUAAGAAGGAGAAGAAAAAGAAGGAGAAGAAAUGUAACAAAAGAGAUCUUUCACAUGGUCUACCCUCUGCUCCUACACCCACCUAUCCAGAAAUCCCCGAGAUACCAAAUGCGAGAUUUCAUCCGCCUCCAAAUCUUCCCGUUCCUUUAUUCCACACCUCGUUUAGCGGGAUGCAGAAUCCUGGCAUGACAUCUAUGCAUCAAGGAACAUGGCCUUUUCUCUCUUCUCCUCUUCCUCGUCCUCACCCUCGCUCUAACAUCCCACCUCAAAUCCCAAGGUCCUCCUUCCCUCUCCAUCCUUCCCCCUGCGCGCAAAAUUCCUCACAAAGCCACGCUCAGGCUUCUGCUCUCCUAGCUAGCGCUACAGCCAAGGAAGUCGAAGCUAGGACUCUAGGGGUCGUUUUAGAGAGUCGGUAUCUAAAUAGAGGUGAAAGCGAUGAUGACGUAUUGGAAAGAGGAGAGCAGAAAAAGCGAGAGAUGGAAAUAAAGAGGCUUCUAGAGGAAUCGGGGGAGUUGAGGAGAGAGGGGGAGAAGUUGAUGGCGGAGGCGACGCAGAUGGAUGCGGAGUUUGCGAGGGAGAUUCAGGAGCGGGAACGGGAGGGUGAGGGUGAGGGAGAGCGACAGGCGUGGGAAGGAUGGCUGGGAAGUAAUGAGAGUCAGAUUGGUGGGAUUUUGGCGAGGGGAGUAUGA
Messenger RNA from Botrytis porri, 2427 nucleotides. RefSeq lists its product as uncharacterized. The transcript is spliced from 2 exons. Lineage: Eukaryota; Fungi; Ascomycota; Leotiomycetes; Helotiales; Sclerotiniaceae. The coding region runs from base 1 to 2427 and encodes 808 amino acids. The record is from RefSeq and is a predicted model, not a curated record.